Messenger RNA from Cheilinus undulatus (humphead wrasse), 2498 nucleotides. RefSeq names its product oocyte zinc finger protein XlCOF6.1-like. Lineage: Eukaryota; Metazoa; Chordata; Actinopteri; Labriformes; Labridae. Gene Ontology annotation, biological process: regulation of cytokine production; regulation of immune system process; negative regulation of transcription by RNA polymerase II. The transcript has 2 exons. The coding region runs from base 207 to 1481 and encodes 424 amino acids. The record is from RefSeq and is a predicted model, not a curated record.
UCUACCAGAAGUCAUGUCUCCGUGGUUUAUUAUCGAGUAGUCACUAGUGCCAUAUUAAAAACGUUACAUUUGGAGUAAGAGAAGACUUUAAGAGUACGACAGUGUAAAACAAACCUUAAGAUUGCGUCAGCUAACGGAGUUACGGAAUGGUACGAACGUAGUGACGUGUGCUAACGGAGCUAGCCUGGAAGCUAACAGCAGUUAGCAUGGAGGAAGAAAAACACAGCAAUGACAGAGAUGUCCAGUAUCUGGUGGUAAAAAAUGAGGAGAUUCUCCCUGAGAAGCAGGAGAGGAGCUCCAGUCUGAGCCAGGAGUAUCCACCAGAACCAGCAUACAUAAAAGAGGAACAGGGGGAUCUGUUGAUCAGUCAGGUGAGAGUACAGCUUCAAGGAGCAGAGGGAGGUGAUAUCAGCAUGUUCACAUUCACUCCUGUCCUUGUGAAGAGUGAGGAAGAGGAUGGAGAGAAACCUCAGACCUCACAGUUUGAUGAAAACCAAAGUGAAAAGAGCAGAGACAGAGAGGAUUUGAAAACAGAAGAUGAAGAAGAGGAGUGUGGAAGAUCAGAUGGAGACAGAGACUUUAAUCCAAACAGACUAACUCCUGAUCAAACUUCACAUUUUUCUGGAUCUGAGACUGAUGACAGUGCUGAUUGGGAGGAGAGUGAUGAACCUCAGGAAGGUUUAAACCCACAGCAAAAUAAAAACAGACCUCUUAGUGAUAUGAAAUGUAACGGCUUUAGCGCUUCUGAAUCUGCUCCAAAUUGUGGACAAAAGAAACAACAGAAAAAGUCCAAAGGAGAGAAACCAGUCUGUUGUACAGUUUGUGGUAAAAGAUACCCGGAUAAGACAAAGUUAAGAUUACAUGUGUUACGUCAUUCAGGAGAGGAUCGUUUCAGCUGCUCAGUUUGUCAGAAAAGUUUCAUGUGGAAAGUACAGAUGUUGAGCCACAUGAGAGUCCACACAGGAGAGAAACCUUUUAGUUGUUCAGUUUGUAGUAAAAGUUUUUCCUGUCAUGGAAAUCUGAGAAAACACAGCCUCAUUCACACAGGGGAGAAACCAUUUAGCUGUUCAGUUUGUGGUAAAAGUUUUUCUCAACAUGGAAAUCUGGCAAUACACUCUGUUGUUCACACAGGGGAGAAACCAUUUAGUUGUUCAGUUUGUGGGAAAAGUUUUUCUUUUCACGCAAGUCUGAAAAAACACUUGCUUGUCCAUACAGGGGAGAAACCGUUUAGUUGUUCAGUUUGUGGUAAAAGUUUUUCUCGAAAUGUACAUCUGAGGACACAUUCAGUGGUCCACACAGGGGAAAAGCCAUUUAGCUGUUCAGUUUGUGGUAAAAGUUUUUCUCAACUUGUAAAUUUGAAAACACACUCUGUUGUCCACACGGGGGAGAAACCUUUCAGUUGCAGAGUUUGUGAUAAAACAUUCACUCGACUUCAGUCUGUGAAGCGACACAACUGUGUUAGUAAGGGCAGCAAAAAGUAAGUAAAAUCUCUAGAUGGUCAUCAAAUGUGACCUUUAAGUUACAGGGGUAAAGUUUUAGAUUUUUUUGUUAGAAUGUGAUUCAAAAACUGUAAUUUCUUUUGUGUGUUAAAUAUUUUAUUAAUAAACUUUUAAACUAACAAACAAAAUGCUGAUAAUCAGCUCCAAGAAUCGGCAUGCUACAUCUGACUGAAUUGGAUAUGGCCUGUGCGAUAGGACAGCUUUAAAAGUUAGCGUUCCACAAAACCAAGAUGUGGUUAUUUGGAGUGAGCCCUAGUACCAUCUCCAAACUGAAGGCCAGGCUCCAUGUAAUAGUGGGGAUGUCAGAGACAGGCCACGAAGUGGGCGUCCCAAGAAGACGACACCCCAAGAAGACUGUUUUUCACCCUGUCAGCACUUAGGAGCCAUUGCUGUCUUCUACAGGUUGCACUCAAGGUUUGCAGGUCAAUAUGGCUGACUGCUCCCUGCCUACACAAUCCUCAACAGACUGUACACAGCCAAUCUCUGGUCUCAUAGGACUGCCAUGACUGCCCCUCACGGUCGGGCCUGUUUGCGCUGGUGUCGACAACACAUGCAUUGGAACAUGUGGAGGAAAGUUAUGUUUAGAGAUGAGUCCAGAUUCUGCCUACAGCAGUUGGCCCAUAGGGUCAAAGUGUGGAGAAGAUGUGGAAAACGCUAUGCUGAUUGCUGCAUUGAUACAGUAACAUCUUUUGGUGGAGGCAGUGUGAUGGUGUGGGGGGCAUCUCCCUCACUGACAAAUUGAGGUUUAUCAUCAUUUGAGGUGGUCCCAAUGCAGAGAGAUCGAAAUGGGAUUCUGCAACCGGUGGCAAUCCCAUAUCUCCACUGUCUGGGACUGAACUCUAUCCUCCAAGAUGACAACGCUCACCCCCACAGAGCGGGGUUUUUUAGAGACUACCUCCAGAGUUAUGGAGUGAAGAGGAUUGAAUGGCCUGCCAGCAGUCGUGACCUAAACCCCACUGAACAUUGGUUGGAUCAGCUUGGGCGUGCGGUUUUUGCCAA